UGCUAAGCCUUCCUCUUCAGCCGCUCUAGACAUUGCCGCAUCCCACAUGUUCAUCUUUGAACUCUACGACUUCAUCAGAUAGUUUUUGCCUCUCGUGAAUCUUUCGGUCUUUCAAUCUUCUCUGGAUGGCCUACCGUGCCGUGCGGUCAGUCAAAACGUAGAGGCUGAACGGCUCCAGUGAUAUGGCAUGCGAAUGGUACGUACCACAAGCUGACGUGGAAAUAUCUCUUAACUGUACAAUUACACAGGUAGAAAUACCAUUGACAGGUCGUUUCGCUCCAUAGGAUUCAACGUCGACUGUACAAUCUCAGCAAGCCGCCAUAGAAUCCUUUCUCAGCCAAAAUGUCAGGUAUAGAAAUUGCCGGCCUGGUAUUGGGUGCCAUCCCCUUAGUACUCGCCAGCCUCGAGUUUUAUGCGGAUGGAAUCGCAGUAACAAAACGUUAUUUGAAGUUCAAGCACGAUUUCAAAAGCAUGUUGGUAGAAUUGAAGACCGAGAAUACGAUGUGCAUCAACAGCAUCACAAUGCUACUAAUUGGCGUUGUCAAGCCAAAAGAAAUGAAUGACUUCCUCGAAGAUCCCUGUGGUGAUAAAUGGAAGGAUCCCAAAUUUGAGAAAAAACUCAAGGAGCGGCUUGGCACAACAUAUGAGUCUUAUCUCGAUACCAUUAGGGAGAUGAAUAAUGUUGCAAUUGUGUUCAAACAACGCCUAAAGCUUAACGACUCAGGUCAGCCUCAAUUUACAGAUCAGAAGACAUUCAAGGAGCAUUACAAAAGGCUCAAAUUCAGUAUCCAAAAAUCAGAUUAUGGCGACUUGAUGUCUAGAUUGAAACAGUCUAACACCGCACUUCACCGUAUGACAACACAGACGAUUUCUCUUGAGGCCCUUCAGCAAUCAAGCAAGCUCCAUCGGGCCCAAGCAAUUCCAAAAUUCAACGUUAUCAACGAUCGCGCACAUGGCUUUUACUCUGCUCUACGUUCCGGAUGGAAAUGUCCUUGCCACGCCAACCACAGUGUCAGUCUUCGCUUAGAGACUAGGAUGGACGAUGUUGCAAGCGACGAUGACUCCGAAGAUUCUGACGACGAGUCAAUGCGAGAUCCUUUCCAUGUCUUGUUUCGCUACAGUCACCUUCAUGCUGCCAGUCCAACAAGUCCCGGGUCUCCCAAACCAUGGACGUGGGAAGAAGCAGACGUACGGAUAGUUGAAAAGCAAUCCGUUCCAACCCCAGCUGCAAGCGGUCCUGGGCCUAAGGGUGUUCGUUUUGCGUCACAAGCUAGGAACGCUGUCAAGGCAGCUCUAGACCCUAACUCCAACAUGAAGCCUAUACAAGACUUGUGCGCAGCAAUCUGCACCCUUCAACAACCACAACGAGAAGUUUGUCUCGAACUACUGGCCACCGAAAUCGCAAAACAGAAAUAUGGCGUUCACAUCUACCCAGAAAAGGAUCCUCCACAGAACCCAGAAGCGUGGACUGUCAAAUCCCUUCGGCAUGUACUGCAAGAUUCCAAGUUCACUCGCCACGACCGCCUGCGGCUUGCCGUAACUUUGGCCUCCAGCGUCCUUCAGCUGCAUGAGACGCCUUGGCUUGACGACAACUGGAGUAAAGACCAAAUCUUCUUCAUCAAACGCUCAGACAAAACCAUUUAUGAUCAUCCAUUCGUAUCUCAACACUUCAACACAACACAACAAUCAACUCCCACCCCACUCCCAGCGGCUUUGACGAGGGUAAUUCGAAACCAGACAUUGUUCGCGUUGGGCGUAUCCCUAAUCGAACUUUGGUAUGGAAAACACCUGAGCGAGCUUCAUAAACUCGAAGAUGGACCAAAGGACACAGGCGAUAUCAUGAAUGAUCUCAUGACGAACUACGCUACAGCAGAUCGACUAGUCGAUGAGUUGUACAGCGAGGCAGGAGGGAAAUAUAGCGAUGCGGUCAGGAGAUGCAUUAGAUGUGAUUUUGAUCAUCGAGCAAAAAGUCUUGAAGAUGCUACAUUUCAGAAGGCAGUUUAUCAGGGUGUGGUGAAUCAACUGAAAGAGAACUUCGAUUUUCUCUACUGAUGGGGAGCAGAAGAAGAAAGGACGAAAUUUGUGGCUUCAUUUGAAGUCAGAGUAUGGACGAAAUACGCUCACACACAAGCUAUUAUGUUGUACUCGUCUCUUUGCCUAGGCGUUUAAAGCUAUCCGAUACCAAUAAGCAUAACAUAGUAUUCAUACAUACGAGCACAACCCGUGUCGGAAAUGUCAUAUUAUUUACGUUUGGUCAUGACAAUUGAAAAGUAAGAAUAUCUAAA
Messenger RNA from Aaosphaeria arxii CBS 175.79, 2285 nucleotides. RefSeq lists its product as uncharacterized. The record is from RefSeq and is a predicted model, not a curated record. Lineage: Eukaryota; Fungi; Ascomycota; Dothideomycetes; Pleosporales. Bases 343 to 2052 code for a protein of 569 amino acids. The transcript has 2 exons.